AGAUGGCGACACCCUGUAAAAUAGAGAUGGGCAAAACUUUAAAAAUUCAGGCUUUUUCGAUAUUCCCUAAUAAUAAUAAUAUCGAUAUUUUGCUCAUCCUUAGUGUCAAGUGACAGCAAUUCUAACCUCACUUUUUUAAAAUUAGAAUUUAUUUUUAAAAACCAGAAAAUAAUUUUUACUUUAUCGUUUGAUUCUUGAUACUUCGUUGUGUGAUACAAGAAUGGUUCGAAUACAAGUAUUUUCUUCAUUUAUCACUCAACUACAGAUAAAUAGACCGAUGUGUACUACGGCUAUACCAAAACCAGCAAAGAAGCAACUAAUAAUAAGUUGCAAACGAAAAUCGUUCGAUCACUAUAGUACUACGGUAUAUAAUAAAUUAGAUUCAAUUCCGUUGGCAUCUAAAGGCUGGACGCAUUCGAAAGCAAAAGGGGACUUUUUUGUGGUAAACCCUGUUGAAAACUCAUUUGAAGAAUUGCAGUUUUCUUUUCAAGAAUUGAAUGUUGAUAAUCGUUUCAUGGACACCUUGAAAAGUGAGGGCAUAACAAAAGCUACAGAUUUCCAAAGAAGAGCUAUAGAAACGGUUGGGACAGGUUCUCAUGUGAUGUUGGCAGCAGAAACAGGAUGUGGCAAAACACUAUCCUAUCUCCUCCCUAUUAUCCAGAAGGUAGCAGAAAAUAAAUCGUCUGGAAUGAACGCGCCCAGAGCGAUAGUUGUGGUGCCAAACCGUGAACUAGCUUAUCAAAUUGGGGAGAUGGCAGAAACUCUUGGGCAAUGCCUUGAUGUCAAAGUAAAGAUUAUUGUAGGCGGUAGAACCAAACAGCUAAUGAUGUUUCCACAUUUUGAAGAGGUUGAUCUGCUUGUAGCUACACCCGGUGUUUUGAGCAAGUUGUCCACAGUGGGAGUGUACAAAUUAGGCGAGGUAGCUCACACAAUCCUAGACGAGGCAGAUACCCUGAUGGAUGAUAGUUUCCUGGAAAAGCUCACCACCUUGAUCAACAGAGUGCCACAAUCGCAAAUAAUACUCGUAACAGCUACGCUGCCCAGAAAACUACCGGAUAUACUGAAACCUUUCGAACCCACCUUAAAAUACGUUAUUUCACCGAAGAUCCACAAGCCAUUGUUGAAUAUCCAUCAAAAAUUCUUACGAUUAACGCACUCUGCAAAACCUGGAUAUUUGCUGCAAAUAGCAAAAGCAAACAAAAGUCCGAUGCUCAUAUUCAGCAACAAAAAUGAAACUUGCAAUUGGGUAUCGUUGUUUCUGUCGGAAAACGGCGUAGAUUGUGCUAAUAUAAACGGAGACAUGAACUAUGCGCUGAGGAUAGACCAGUGGAAUAAGUUCGCCAGCGGUAAAGCAAACAUUUUGUCAGCUACGGAUGUGGGCAGCAGAGGAUUAAAUACGAUACAAGUGAGGCAGGUGUUGAACUAUGACUUCCCUCUCUUUGCCGCUGAUUAUAUUCACAGGAUAGGGAGAGUCGGCAGAUUCGGUAGUCCUGACGCGUGCAGAGUGACAAAUUUUCUUACGAGGCAUACAGAAAUUCAAUUGCUGCAGCAAAUAGAGCUUGCAAUAAGAAGAAAUGAACCUAUUGAAAACGUAGACGGUAACAUAACGAAGAUAGUGCAGACGAAGAUAGCAAAAAAGAUGCAAAGAGUACAGUAGCAAGAUAAAAAAUUAUAUUAAGCAUAAACCUAAACAACAAAUAAACGUAUAACAACUAUUUUUUAAUUUUUUAUACCGUUAAGGAACUAUAUAUACUAAGUGACAUAUAAAUCCGAACAG
This is a messenger RNA of Acanthoscelides obtectus, 1777 nucleotides long. The record is from the annotation of a GenBank genome assembly. NCBI's taxonomy places the organism in Eukaryota, Metazoa, Arthropoda, Insecta, Coleoptera, Chrysomelidae.